Molecule: messenger RNA, 350 nt
Organism: Paramecium sonneborni
Lineage: Eukaryota; Ciliophora; Oligohymenophorea; Peniculida; Parameciidae
Source: the annotation of a GenBank genome assembly
UAUAAAUUAAUUUCAGUUUCAAAUGGCAGAUGAAAACUUGGAAUAGAUAAUUGAUAUGCCAGAAUAAUCAGAUAUGAUCAAUGAUGCAAGAACACAAGUAUAUAAUAAAUCUACUUUUCAAGGCUAGAUAUGCAGUCGAACAUUUUAAAGUCGAAUCCUAAAUUUCCAAUUAUAUAAAGAAGUUUUUCGAUGAGAAAUAUGGUCCAAAUUGGCAUUGUGUUGUUGGUAAGCAUACUAAUUAAAUUACAAAGGAAAACAUUUCAAUUCCUACACAUCAUAUGAAAGCAAACGUUAUAUGUUUUUUUACGAGGGCUAAAUGGCUAUAUUACUAUAUAAGAUGGGUUGAUCAA